This is a messenger RNA of Nanorana parkeri, 1086 nucleotides long. Its product is annotated as diacylglycerol O-acyltransferase 2-like. Bases 1 to 1086 code for a protein of 361 amino acids. Gene Ontology annotation, biological process: lipid metabolic process. NCBI's taxonomy places the organism in Eukaryota, Metazoa, Chordata, Amphibia, Anura, Dicroglossidae. Gene Ontology annotation, cellular component: endoplasmic reticulum membrane. The record is from RefSeq and is a predicted model, not a curated record. The transcript has 8 exons.
AUGAAAACCAUUAUCGCGGCGUAUUCCCGAGACCUGGGCGGAAGCCGGCUCACAUUGCGCUCUGCACUGAAGUCCAUCUCUGCCGCGGCCACCCGACCUCAAGAGCACCGCCGGUCAUGUGUCCAGCUCCUAGUCAUAGUCCAAUGGCUAUUCUCCUUCCUGCUGAUGGGGUUGAUGUUCCUGAUCCUCUUUAUAUAUCUCUUCUUCACGUAUCUGUGGCUCAUAUCUGCCGUCUACCUGAGCUGGCUCCUGCUGGACUGGGACACACCUGAAGCAGGAGGUCGGCGCAGUGAGUGGGUGCGGAGGUGGUCUCUAUGGAAGCAUUUUCGGGAUUACUUCCCUAUACAGCUCGUGAAGACUCACCACCUCCCUCCGGGACGGAAUUACAUCAUCGGCUCUCAUCCUCACGGAAUUCUUUGUAUCGGAGCGUUUUGUAACUUUGUGACAGAAUCUACCGGCUUCUCUCAGAAAUUCCCGGGAAUCCGGCCGCACUUGGCCACGCUGGCGGGGAACUUCCGGCUGCCUGUGCUGCGAGAAUAUAUGAUGAGCGGAGGACUGUGCCCGGUGAAUCAAAAAGCCAUUGGAUAUACUCUGUCCCAGAAGGGACGUGGCAAUGCCGUGGUUAUUGUCAUAGGGGGCGCUGCGGAGUCCUUAUCCUACCAGCCGGGAGUGACAACCCUCAUUCUGAGUCGGAGGCGGGGCUUUGUGCGAUUGGCAUUGGAGCAUGGGGCAGAUCUGGUCCCCUCCUUCUCCUUUGGUGAGACUGACCUGUACCAGCAGAUCCAUUUCUCGGAGGGCAGCAUCCUGCGCUCAGCUCAGUGCAAAUUCCAGAAACUUUUUGGCUUUGCCCCAUGCUUCUUCUACGGCCGAGGGCUAACGUCACCUGACUCCAAGGGCUUCAUCCCCUUCUCACAUCCAAUAACUACCGUUGUUGGCGAGCCGGUCACUGUCCCUCAGAUAAAGGACCCGAGCCCGGAGAUUGUGGAUCUCUAUCACGACAUGUAUAAGCGUUCUUUGCUCAAACUCUUCCAUGAACACAAGACGAAGUACGGACUGGGAGAGAACGGCGAUUUGCGGAUCUUGUGA